CCCGUCAUUCGCAGUCAUGCCUCCGACCGCGCUGCUCGUCCUGCUGCUGCUGGCGCCGGCGUCGCUGGCGCAGCGCGAGCCGCAGAUGGCGCCGGGCCGCAACGCCAUCGUGCACUUGUUCGAGUGGAAGUGGAACGACAUCGCCGACGAGUGCGAGAACUUCUUGGCGCCCAAAGGCUACGGCGCGGUCCAGGUGUCGCCCGUGACGGAGAACGUGAUAGUGUACCAGAACGGGCAGCGGCCGUGGUACGAGCGCUACCAGCCCAUCUCGUACGGGCUCAACACGCGGUCCGGCACCGAGGAGGAGUUCCGGCGGAUGGUGCGGCGGUGCAACAACGUCGGUGUGCGGACGUACGUGGACAUCGUGCUGAACCACAUGACCGGCGACCACGACUCCGCCGUGGGCACUGGCGGCGCCACGGCCGAGACCCACAACAAGGACUACCCUGCGGUACCCUACCACAUGAGCCACUUCCACCCCACCUGCUCGCUCGACAAUUACCAGGACCCCAACCAGGUCAGAAACUGCGAGGUGGUUGGUCUCAAAGACUUGGACCAGUCGCAGCAGGAGGUGCGUGACCGGCAAGUGGAGCUGCUGGACCGACUCGUGACGAUGGGGGUGGCUGGCUUCCGUGUCGACGCUGCCAAGCACAUGUGGCCUGAGGACCUGAAGGCCAUCUUCGGGCGCGUCAGGAAUUUGAAUGAAGCUCACGGCUUCGCGCCAAAUUCACGAGCCUUCGUCUAUCAAGAGGUUAUCGAUUUGGGUAACGAGCCAGUCUCGUACAAGGAAUACCUCGACAGCGGGCGCGUCCUGGAUUUCCGCUACAGUGCUGAGAUCGGACGCGUUUUCGGAGGAAACGAUCAACUUCGUUGGCUGGUCAAUUGGGGCCCAGCCUGGAACUUCCCCGACGGCAUGGAGUCGGUCGUGUUCGUCGACAACCACGACAACCAGCGUGGCCACGGCGCAGGGGGCAGUAACAUCCUCACCUACAAGAACUCCAAGAAGUACAAGAUGGCCGUCGGCUUCAUGCUGGCCCACCCGCACUCGCUGAAGCGCGUCAUGUCUUCGUUCGCGUUCGACGACAAGGACCAGGGGCCCCCGGCCAAGUCCAACGGGGAGCUCGUCAGCCCCACCGUGAACGCGGACGACUCGUGCGGCGCGGGCUGGAUCUGCGAACACCGCUGGAGGCAGAUCUACAACAUGGUCGGCUUCGGCAACGUGGUGGCAAUGACCCCGCUGACCAACUGGUGGGACAACGGCAGCAACCAGAUCGCGUUCUGCCGCGGCACCAAGGGCUUCGUGGCCUUCAACAACGACGGCUACGACCUGGACCAGUCCCUGCAGACCUGCCUGCCCGCGGGCACGUACUGUGACGUCAUCUCGGGGAACCUGAAGGGCGGCCGCUGCCUGGGCAAGGCAGUGCAGGUGCAGGCCGACGGCACGGCCAGGAUCGUCAUCCGCAGCAGCGAGGAGGACGGGCUGCUCGCCAUCCACGUCGACGCGAAGCUGCCCAGUGCAGCACCAGGAGCUUAAGGAAAUGUCUGUGAUACCGGUGGCUGUCGCUAUGGAGAUAUAGUUCUUCAUCUUCUGAAUAAUGCGGUCGUAGAGGACACUGCGGCCGUCUGUUGCUGUGAGGAAAUCGAAGUGGCUGAAGUGCUUCAGAGGAACGAGGUAGCUGUCUUCUAGGACCGGGAGGGCCCGCUCCAAGCGGACCAUAUCCUUGGAAAGCAAUACUCGAAUUAGGCAUGUAUCUUUAAACAUCUCAACAAUUUUUUUCAUGUACACGGGUGAAACUAAAGCGCAGUAUUACCCUCUG
Molecule: messenger RNA, 1817 nt
Organism: Thrips palmi
Lineage: Eukaryota; Metazoa; Arthropoda; Insecta; Thysanoptera; Thripidae
Product: alpha-amylase B-like
Exons: 12
Coding region: 17-1534 (505 amino acids)
Biological process (GO): carbohydrate metabolic process
Molecular function (GO): cation binding; alpha-amylase activity
Source: RefSeq, a predicted model, not a curated record